Pungitius pungitius (ninespine stickleback) is the source of this 3048-nucleotide messenger RNA. It is a transcript of the gene rnf214, whose product is annotated as ring finger protein 214. The record is from RefSeq and is a predicted model, not a curated record. Lineage: Eukaryota; Metazoa; Chordata; Actinopteri; Perciformes; Gasterosteidae. The transcript has 6 exons. Gene Ontology annotation, molecular function: ubiquitin-protein transferase activity. Bases 688 to 2328 code for a protein of 546 amino acids.
UCAUGUGACGACCUGAAGUCCUGUUGGGAGACAGAGAGGAGGAGAAAGAGGAGGUCUCACUCUGUGUGGCCUCAGGAGAACUUUGAGUAUUUUCCAACAUUUCGUUUUAUAAUUUUGGCUUAAAAAAAUCUUUAUCUUAUCUUUAUCUCUUUAUAUCAGUUUGUUAAUCAUUUGAAUAAUAAUAAGAUAACAUAUAAUUAAGAAAACUUAAAUCGUUUUAUUUAAUAGAAUUUCUACUUUGAUGCGUUGACAAUUUCUGAAAACACGUUUUACUUUCCAAGCAGUAGUUUUACUUGCAAUAUUUGUUUAGCUACUUUUACUUGUACUUCUCAUCAGUGUGGUAUUACUACUUUUACUGAAUUAAGUCAUAUUUACUCCUUCCACUUUAUUCUGUCCGUUCCUCCCGUUCAAUAAAGUUUUGUUUUGAGCAAAGACAACCAAUCAGAGCCGUCACUGCGGCGUCACAUGCUGCUUUACUUCCGUGUUGUUAGCGAAUCACUGGCGGCAACUGUAAGCUAACCGAGAGCUAACAGAAGGAAUACCGGCCGCUGAACUACGUUUAAGGCGCCGCAGGGACCGCAGCCGUCGCUGGCUUCUUGUUAGCCAUCUCGCGGUAAUUACACCGCCUCAGAAAAGUGAACCGGGUUCGGGUUUGAAUUUCAGUUCCACUUCAGUGCCGAUGUUAGCAUGCAUGCUAGCGAGGACACGGCUAGCAUGAUCCCGGAAGACGUUCGACAUUUGAACCAGGAGGACGAGGAGGCGCUGGAGCUAGCGUUAGCUGACAUGACGGUGGAAGACCUGCUGCAGCAGGUUCAGUCCGUGCAGACGGAGGGCUCGACCUCGGAGGUGGGGGUCAACACGGAGGCGGGCUGGGAGGGCCGGGUGGCGGCCAUGUUGGCGUCCGGCGCGGGCCUCGCCGUGCAGUACGACGCUCUGAUGAAGAAGCAGGACGAGGAGGAGCAGGAGCAGGAGGAACACACGCAGCAGAUGCAGAAGAAGAAGGAGGAGGCCAUGCAGCAGCACCAGGCUCUUCUGGACAAAGUGGAGUCUCUGCGAGUCAAACUGCAGCUGAACAACUCAAAGGCCACCAGGAAGAACUUCCUGGCUAAGAAACAGGAAAUGACCUCGGAGAAGAACCGAGCGGAGGAGGAGACAAACAGGCUCACCAAGGAGCUGGAGGAAAGCGACCGGAAGCUGGCGGCCCUCACGGAGGAGCAGAGUGACGAGCAGCGGAGGUGGCAGGCGGAGUUGGAGGAGCUGAGGCUGGAGAUGGAGCGGGUGAAGAAGGAGGCGCAGGAGGUGGAGCUGCGAGCCUUAAAGGACGAGAUUGUCGCCGUGGAGAAGCAGAGAGACGUCGCCAUGACUCGCAUCGAGGCCUGGUUCAGAGAGGUGGGUCAGUACCUGAACGCCCUGCGGGUGGAGUCGCCUCAGGACUUCCAUCACGAGCGGCUGCAGUGGGAGAAGAAGGAAGGUCUGGUCCGGAGGAACCGGGCCGAGCUCCAGAGUCGCUUCCAGGAGGUCCUGCGGCAGCUGCAGGAGGGCCGGGGGUUAGAGUCCCUCCCCAGGAUCAACGUGCCGUCUCUGCCACAGGUCCCCACGGCCGACCUGAGGUUCAAUCAGGUGAUCCGAUCGCAGAUGCCCCCCCCUCCCCCCAUCCCGAUGAACCGCCCCUUCGCCCCCCAGAGACACCCGCCUCCGUUUCAUCCCCCUUACCAUCCCCAGUACCGCCACCGCUACCUGCACCACCUGCCCCCCCGUCACCACUUCCCACCCCAUCACCUGCCCCCUCCCCCCCCUCAGUUCCAGCUCCACAUGAGGGCGACGCCCCCUCCCAGCCUCUCGCCGUCGCCUCCCAUGCCGCCCGUCCACCCAGCGGCUCCUUCCACGCCUCCUCCGCCCGCCGCCGCCGUCAAACUGGACAUUCUCCUGGAGCGGCUGGGGGCUCGUUUCCCACAAUGCAACAGGGCCCAGCUGAUGUCGCUGCUGCAGCAGGUGAAGAGCUCCCGCGGCACGCUGGCCGGCAUGUCCACGGAGGAGGUGAUCGAGCAGGUGGGCUUCAAGCUGGCGCAGGGCGAGAGGUCGGCGCCGGGGCCAGCCAGCCGCCACGUGCCCCCCGGCCCCAUCCAGAGGCCUGCGGCGCCGGGGGGGGCGGCGGCCAGCGGAGGCCUGGCGGUCGGAACCCGUAAACUCUGCCUGAUGUGCCAGAACCACGUGGAUCCGGAGAGCCGGCACCCGCUGAGCUGCUCCCACGCCAUCCACAGGGACUGCAUCCGGGUCUGGCUGCAGUCCAGCAAGAACAACUCGUGCCCCUUCUGCCCGGGGAAGUGACCCCAAGGGGGGGGUGACCCCCGAGUGGCAGAGGUCAACACCUGCGUUGAUGGCGUUGUGCUUCUGUAUCUCAGUUUAAUUUGUUGUCACGACGAUGAAAUCUAUUUUUAUUAACAAAUCCAGAAGUUGGACAAAGUGUGCUUUGGAUGAAAGAAUUAAUAAAGUCAACUUUAAAGGCUCAAAUACUUGAGUACAAGUUGGAGGUAUUUUUAGUUCACUUUAUUUCAUCCCCUACUUCAUAGUCCAUUAGACACCUGUCAAUCAGCAUGUAGCCCCGCCCUAAAACAUCCCAUUUGUAUUAUUAUUAUUAUAUUGAUAGAAAUGGGGCAUUUUAAAGAUGUUGAUGGACCAGAGACAUGUAGAGACCACAUAUAUACCCCCCCGCCCCCCAAGCGAUCGCUCCCAACCCAAAGUGGGGCCUGGGGACCCUCGAGGGGCCGUACCAGAGGCUCUCGGGGGGCCCUCAGCAGAAGCAGUCUUUUCUUCUCAGUGUAGGAAAAUAAAUUCAACCUUUUUAUUUUCUAAUAUUUCUCUAUAUAUAGUGGACAUCUGGGUUCAAAUGGUUUCAUGUUCUUCUGAUCGUCUCAAUGUGACGACGUAAAAUCAUCUGACGCCAUCACAACAAGCCUCGACAUUUACUCCGUCCUCCAGAGUUGGACACAUCUUCCACCAUUAUCUUUUAUCCUCAUUGAAAUAGCAACAUUAUUUGAUAUCUUGGUU